GUUUCUCUUUCGAAAAAAAAAAAAAAAACUAUAGAUGUCUGGAUUUAAUAAAAGAAGAAGAAAUAGUGGUGAUGGUGCAAGCCAAGACGGUGGCGAUUCACCUGAACCUUCUUCCUUGUUCCCUUCUUCCCCUGCACCCUUUUUUUCUGAAGCAGAGUACAGAAAUGAGCAAGAAGAUCUUGUGGAUGAUGAAUUGAAUGACUCUGAUAACGGUGACAUUGAUAUUUUCCAAGACGCCGAAAGAGAUUACGCUGAAAAUGACGUGCUCGAUAACUAUGAAACCGAAGGCGUAGAUGAUAGACAUUAUGAGCCUAUUGAUUUAGGAGCUCGUAACGCGUUAGACAAUAACCUGAACAAACGUGAUGUUGAAAUUAGAAGAAGAGAAGGACGUGUCGCAGGUGCUUUUAUUCAUGGUUUAGAUGAUGAUAUUGAUGAUAGUUUACCUAAUGUCAGAAGACAUCGUCAUAUGUAUGAUGCACAAAACGUGGAUGUAUAUGAAGAUGGUGUGCCUGAGAUGACAUUAAACGAUCUUCGUAACAUUAAAGACAAAUCUAUCGCUAUCUGGAUUACAAGAGAAGCUGUUCGUAGAGGUAUCAAGAGAGAAUUCCGUGACUUUUUACAAACUUUUGUCGAUGAGCAUGGUACAUCUGUUUAUGGUGAACGUAUUAGAGAUAUGGGUGAACGCAAUAAGGAAUCAUUUGAAGUGAAUUACGAGAAUUUAGCAGACAGCAAAAUCAUUUUAGCCUACUAUUUAUCCAACUCACCUAUCGCCAUGUUAAAGAUUCUUGAUGAAGUGGCUUUAGAAGUUACUUUGAUGCAGUUCCCCGCAUACGAACGUAUUCAUCGCGAAAUUCAUGUCCGCAUCACAGAUUUACCCCUCAAAAACACAUUACGUGAGUUAAGACAAUCUCAAUUGAAUUGUUUAAUUCGUGUAUCAGGUGUCGUCACCCGCCGUACUGGUGUCUUCCCUCAAUUGAAGUGGGUUAAAUACAACUGUGGUAAAUGUUCAGCACUUCUUGGUCCCUUUUAUCAAGAUAUCCACAACGAAAUUAAGAUCAACACAUGUCCUAGCUGUCAAAGCAAAGGUCCUUUCAAUGUAAAUAUGGAACAAACAGUCUAUCGUAAUUAUCAGAAAUUGACGAUUCAAGAAUCUCCCGGUACGGUUCCACCCGGUCGUCUACCUCGUCACAGAGAAGUCAUCUGUCUCUGGGAUUUGAUUGAUCAAGCCAAGCCAGGAGAGGAAGUCGAAGUGAUUGGUGUUUACCGUAAUAAUUUCGAUGCUUCACUCAGUACCAAGAAUGGUUUCCCUGUAUUCGCAACCAUCAUUGAAGCCAAUUUCAUCAACAAGAAGGAAAAUAUGUUUGCUGCUUAUCGAUUAACAGAAGAUGAUACCAAGCAGAUUUUAGCCAUGGGUAAAGAUAAACGUAUCGGUAGAAAGAUCAUGAAGAGUAUAGCUCCUUCUAUCUACGGUCACGAUGAUAUCAAAAGAGCUAUUGCUUUAGCCAUGUUUGGUGGCGUACCUAAAAAUAUUCAAGGCAAGCAUGUGAUUCGUGGUGAUAUCAACAUCUUGAUGUUGGGUGAUCCCGGUACUGCUAAAUCACAAUUCCUCAAGUAUGUUGAAAAGACCGCCCAUCGUGCUGUCUUCACAACAGGUCAAGGUGCAAGUGCUGUAGGUUUGACUGCCUCUGUUCACAAGGAUCCUAUUACCCGUGAAUGGACACUUGAGGGUGGUGCCCUUGUUUUGGCUGAUCGUGGUGUUUGUUUAAUUGAUGAGUUUGAUAAAAUGAACGACUCGGAUCGUACAUCCAUUCACGAAGCCAUGGAACAACAAUCUAUCUCUAUUUCAAAGGCUGGUAUCGUUACCACACUUCAAGCCAGAUGUUCUGUCUUGGCUGCUGCUAAUCCUAUCCGUGGUCGUUACAAUUCUUCCAUCCCAUUCUCUCAAAAUGUCGAGUUAACAGAACCCAUUUUAUCUCGUUUUGAUGUUCUUUGUGUCGUAAAGGAUUUGGUUGAUCCCGAACUUGAUCAUAUCUUGGCCACCAACGUUAUUGGAAGUCAUAUCCGUAGUCAUCCUCUUCAUAAUCAAACAGAUGCCAAAUUCGCACAACCAAGAGAAAAUGAUGCCGAUAUUAUCGAUCAAACACUCUUAAAGAAAUAUAUCAUGUAUGCUCGUGAAAAGAUUCAACCUAAAUUACAACAAGUGGAUGAAGAUAAAUUGUCUCGUCUUUACUCUGAAUUAAGAAGAGAAUCUCUCGCCAGUGGUAGUAUUCCUAUCACCGUGCGUCAUCUUGAAUCCAUGAUUCGUCUCGCUGAAGCCCACGCCAAGAUGCAUUUAAGAGAGUAUGUUCGUUCCGACGAUGUGGAUAUGGCUAUCCGUGUUGCAUUGGAUAGUUUCAUUAGUGCACAAAAGUUCAGUAUGAUGAAGAUUCUUCGCAGACGUUUCAUGAAGUUUAUCAGAAACUCUCGUGAUGAUCAUGAAUUGUUACUUUCUACAUUAGACGAAAUCUUUAUUGAAAAGCGUAAAUUAUAUCAACUUCGUAACAAGCGACUUCCUACCGAAUUACACUUGACUCUGGCCGAAUUCGAUAAUAAGGCCAGUUCAUUGAACAUUCAAGAUACUCAAUCUUUCUUCCACUCUGAACAAUUUGAGAGCAAUAGAUAUUCAUUGAACACUACCAAUGGCACUAUUGUUAAGCAAUAUUUUUAAUUUUAAUUUUAAUAAAAAAAAAU
Molecule: messenger RNA, 2730 nt
Organism: Mucor mucedo
Lineage: Eukaryota; Fungi; Mucoromycota; Mucoromycetes; Mucorales; Mucoraceae
Product: MCM2/3/5 family-domain-containing protein
Exons: 6
Coding region: 35-2707 (890 amino acids)
Biological process (GO): double-strand break repair via break-induced replication; mitotic DNA replication initiation; DNA replication
Cellular component (GO): MCM complex; nucleus
Molecular function (GO): 3'-5' DNA helicase activity; ATP binding; single-stranded DNA binding
Source: RefSeq, a predicted model, not a curated record